AUGAUCGGGUUCGUCACGCUCUGCAGCUUAUCGCGCGCCUCGUCGUACUCCUCCUUGUCAGCGUUAGGAUUGUCGUCAAGGAACUGCAUCGCCUCCUUCACUGCAGCCUCCACGGCGCUCUUGUCAUCCGCGCUCAGUUUCCCACCAAGCUUCUCCUUGUCGUUUACCUGGUUGCGCAGCGAGUACGCGACGCUCUCCAGCGAGUUUCGCGCAUCUACGCGCUCGCGCACCUUGCGGUCCUCGUCCUCAAACUCCGCAGCCUCGCGCACCAUGCGCUCAAUCUCCUCCUCGCUCAGGCGACCCUUGUCAUUCGUGAUGGUGAUCUCCUCCUUCUUCCCCGACGACUUGUCCACGGCGCUCACCUGCAGGAUGCUGUUUUCGUCCACGUCAAAAGUUACCUCAAUCUGCGGCACGCCACGCGGAGCCGGCGGGAUGCCGGACAGCUCGAACUUGCCAAGCAGGCGGUUGUCCUUCGUCAUCUGCCGCUCGCCCUCGUAA
This is a messenger RNA of Trypanosoma cruzi, 498 nucleotides long. RefSeq lists its product as uncharacterized. Lineage: Eukaryota; Euglenozoa; Kinetoplastea; Trypanosomatida; Trypanosomatidae. The transcript has a single exon. Bases 1 to 498 code for a protein of 165 amino acids. The record is from RefSeq and is a predicted model, not a curated record.